GCAUUCCAAGCUCAAAACUUCCAUCUUAUUUACAAGUUUUAUUUUGACAACAAUCUCUUUUCUAGUCUCGCACACUAAGCAAUGGGUUUUCAUUUACCUGUUAUCAGAAAGGCAUCAUUUGCUACAAACCAAUCAGCUUCAAAAGUUGUGGACGUGCCAAAGGGCUAUCUAGCCGUCUACGUUGGAGAGAAAAUGAGGCGGUUUGUGAUACCCUUGACAUACUUGUGCCAACCUUCAUUUCAAGAUUUGUUGAGUCAAGCUGAAGAAGAAUUUGGGUAUGACCAUCCAAUGGGUGGUCUUACAAUUCCUUGUGGAGAAGAUAUGUUCUUAGAUAUCACUUCUCGUUUGAACAAGUGUUAA
Molecule: messenger RNA, 360 nt
Organism: Abrus precatorius (Indian licorice)
Lineage: Eukaryota; Viridiplantae; Streptophyta; Magnoliopsida; Fabales; Fabaceae
Product: auxin-induced protein 6B-like
Exons: 1
Coding region: 82-360 (92 amino acids)
Biological process (GO): response to auxin
Source: RefSeq, a predicted model, not a curated record